Messenger RNA from Eurypyga helias (sunbittern), 1393 nucleotides. RefSeq names its product PDZ and LIM domain protein 5-like. Gene Ontology annotation, cellular component: Z disc; filamentous actin; adherens junction. The annotation marks the transcript as partial. NCBI's taxonomy places the organism in Eukaryota, Metazoa, Chordata, Aves, Eurypygiformes, Eurypygidae. Gene Ontology annotation, molecular function: muscle alpha-actinin binding; actin binding. The record is from RefSeq and is a predicted model, not a curated record. Gene Ontology annotation, biological process: actin cytoskeleton organization; heart development; muscle structure development. The transcript has 9 exons.
AUGGAGGAGAGCGUCGGAAGAGUGAAAGUGAGAAAACUUGAGGGUUCAGAUAGAGUGCCUUCUCUAACAAAACCUGAUCUUAUUCAUGUACCAAAGGGAGAACCUACAGAACUAGUUAAGCCUGCGCCCAUUGCCUCUGCUGCUGCACCCAAAGUCACUCCUACAGCCAGCAUGGCUUACAAUAAGACACCGAGGCCGUUUGGAGCCGUAACCUCCUCCAAAGUCACCUCCAUCCCAUCACCAUCCUCCGCCUUCACCCCGGCCCAGGUGGCGGCUCUGUCACCGGUGGCUGCCGCCCCAGCCCCAUUCGCUGCGCCUGGACUGCAUGUUAAUGCCAAGCCUAACGCUGAGCAGCGGUCGCCUGCGCCGAGCGCUGCUCAACCUGCAGUUAAUGUCCCACGGCAGCCCGCCACGCACAAUGCCGCCCCGAGCGCCACUGCCGGCGACGGCGUCCAGGAUAUAGCUGAGGGGCCGCGACGAGGAUUCAGAGAAAACCAGGGGGAGAGUAAACAGCAAAAUGGCCCCCCACGGAAGCACAUCGUGGAUACCUAUACAGAGUUUUACCACACACCCACCCACAGCGAUGCCAGCAAGAAGCGACUGAUUGAAGACACCGAAGACUGGCAUCCCCGGACCGGCACCACCCAGUCCCGCUCUUUCCGCAUCCUUGCCCAAAUCACCGGCACUGAUCAUAUGAAAGAACCAGAACAUGAAGCUGCGAAGAAGACUAAUGAUUCCCUGGAGACUACCCAGUCCGCUGCUUUUAUGGCCUCCUCGGCAAGGAGCAUGCCCGCCUGCCCAGAAAACGCGGAUGUGAGACCUGCUUCCACCAGCACCACAUCUGCCGCAGCCCUCAAGCCAGCGGGACUCCAGAGUGCUGCCAAGUACUCAGGCUGGCAGCCUGCAAACCAAGCAGCUCCUGUCAGUGGAUGGACAUCAAACAGCAUUAAAUCACCUGGAACAACUGCCCCAAAUGAAAAAUUAGUGACAGCACCCCAGCUAAAUGAGCAAGACACGUUGGUUCAGAGGGCAGAGCAUAUUCCUGCGGGAAAGCGUACUCCCAUGUGUGCGCACUGUAAUCAAGUCAUUAGAGGACCCUUCUUGGUGGCUUUGGGGAAGUCGUGGCAUCCAGAGGAGUUUAAUUGUGCUCACUGCAAAACCUCCAUGGCUUACAUUGGAUUUGUGGAAGAGAAAGGAGCGCUGUAUUGUGAGGUCUGCUAUGAGAAGUUCUUUGCCCCUGAGUGUUCAAAGUGCCAGAGGAAGAUCCUUGGAGAAGUAAUAAAUGCUUUGAAACAAACCUGGCACGUUUCCUGCUUUGUGUGUGUGGCCUGUCAUAACCCUAUCCGCAAUAAUGUCUUCCACUUAGAAGACGGCGAUCCCUACUGUGAAACGG